ACCAAAACAAGGACGCUUCGUUGGGGGUUGGAAUCUUGGAGAAGAAGAAGAGCCAAGUGCAAGAAACUUCUUUCAUGUUCUUAUUCAUUUCUAGUCGUCUUCUUCAUCUGCAAUUCUUCUGUUCGAAAUGGCAAUUGGGGCUGAACCUGAACCUGAACCGUUAAGUUCUCAGCCCCUACAACCGCCUUCCACCUCAGGAGGCAAUGAUGCUGGUGAUUUUGAAUGUAACAUUUGUUUUGAACUAGCACAAGAACCAAUUGUUACUCUUUGUGGCCAUUUGUUUUGUUGGCCGUGUCUUUACAGAUGGCUACGCCUUCAUUCUCAAUCGCAAGAUUGCCCUGUUUGUAAGGCUAUCAUAGAUGAGGAGAAGUUGGUUCCUCUUUAUGGAAGAGGAAAGACACCUGCAACUGAUCCAAGGUUGAAGUCGGUUCCUGGAAUUGAAAUCCCUAACCGGCCUGCUGGACAAAGGCCUCAAACUGCAUCACCACCCGAAUCAAAUAGCUUACCUAAUUUUGGAUAUGGACUUGCUGGAUUUCGUAAUUUUGCAAUGUCAGCUGGUUUUGGGGGUUUAAUACCGCCAUUGCUCAACAUUCAGUUUCAUGGAUUUCCUUAUGCUUUGUAUGGUGCUCAAUCUGGGUUUAACCCGAAUUCAUUCUCUGGCCCGUUUCAGACAUAUCCAAAUGCUGGGAUCAUUCCUGGCCGCCAGCAGCAGCAGCAACAACAAGCUGAUUAUUAUCUAAAGAUGCUUUUCUUCAUGAUUGGGUUAUUUGUGGUAAUUGCACUUAUCUGAUCUUGAAAACAGGUUUCUGUUUGAUUCAACGCGUUUGAGGUUUGCUGAUCUUCUUCGAGGUAGUUGUGAACAUACAACAUUAUGUGUAGGGAAGUUAACUGCAUUUGAAAUGUAAAUGGUUUAGUUCGAGUCGUGGUCAUCUGUUUGUUUGUUAGGAUUUAACAGCUUUAAGAAAGACAGAAUUGUAGAACCUAGGAAUGAUAUGUAAAAGUAGGAAUGGAAUGAUGUUCUUUGUUCUAAUUGUUCUUUAAUUGCAAGUUCUUG
This is a messenger RNA of Impatiens glandulifera, 1054 nucleotides long. RefSeq names its product E3 ubiquitin-protein ligase RNF185-like. NCBI's taxonomy places the organism in Eukaryota, Viridiplantae, Streptophyta, Magnoliopsida, Ericales, Balsaminaceae. Gene Ontology annotation, molecular function: ubiquitin protein ligase activity; ubiquitin-like protein conjugating enzyme binding; metal ion binding. Gene Ontology annotation, biological process: ubiquitin-dependent protein catabolic process. Bases 128 to 790 code for a protein of 220 amino acids. The record is from RefSeq and is a predicted model, not a curated record. The transcript has 2 exons. Gene Ontology annotation, cellular component: endoplasmic reticulum.